Molecule: messenger RNA, 5419 nt
Organism: Acipenser ruthenus (sterlet)
Lineage: Eukaryota; Metazoa; Chordata; Actinopteri; Acipenseriformes; Acipenseridae
Product: chloride channel protein 1-like
Exons: 21
Coding region: 226-2946 (906 amino acids)
Biological process (GO): chloride transport; transmembrane transport
Cellular component (GO): membrane
Molecular function (GO): voltage-gated chloride channel activity
Source: RefSeq, a predicted model, not a curated record
UACAAACUACAUUUACACAAAAAAGGCUUACUCUCCAUCCAGUCCCAGCAUGCACAGUGCUAUAGAUAUAGAUAGAUAGUGUAGUCUUAGAUACACAGACUGACAGAUAGACAAACAGAGAGACAGGUAGAGACAAAUAGAUAGUUAUAAUGUUGCUAGGGCUAAUAAGAAGUAAGAGAGUGGAUUUUAAAGAAGCCUUGGUCAGCACUCCUCUCGCGGGCAGUGAUGAGUAAUAGCUUGUGUGUUUCAGACUGUUUAGCUCGUAUGCAGCGCUACAUUGUCACCAAGCUUGGAGAAGAUUGGAUCUUCUUAGUUCUGCUUGGCCUCAUGAUGGCGCUAGUGAGCUGGGGUAUGGACUAUGUCAGUUCCAGGAGUCUGCAGGCCUAUAAGUGGAUGUUCCUGGAGCUAAAAGGCAAUGUUCUGCUGCAGUACCUGGCCUGGGUCACCUAUCCCGUGGUCCUUAUCGUGUUUGCUUCACUGUUCUGUCAUCUUGUCGCUCCGCAGGCAGUGGGCUCAGGGAUUCCCGAGUUGAAGACGAUUCUAAGAGGCGUGGUCCUCAAAGAGUAUCUGACCCUCAAAGCCUUUGUGGCCAAAGUGGUCGGGUUGACCGCGGGACUGGGCAGCGGCAUGCCGUUGGGGAAAGAGGGUCCGUUUGUCCACAUCGCCAGUAUCUGUGCCGUGGUUCUCAGCAAAAUCAUGUCAAUCUUCUCAGGGGUGUACGAGCACCCUUACUGCUACACUGACAUUCUGACGGUGGGCUGUGCUGUGGGAGUGGGCUGCUGUUUCGGGACCCCCCUAGGAGGUGUCUUGUUCAGUAUCGAGGUCACGUCCACGUACUUUGCUGUCAGAAAUUACUGGCGGGGUUUCUUCGCUGCCACGUUUAGUGCCUUCAUAUUCCGGGUUCUGGCUGUCUGGAACAAAGAUGCAGUAACGAUCACUGCCCUUUUCCAAACAAACUUCCGAAUGGAUUUCCCCUUUGACCUCCAAGAAUUGCCUGCAUUUGCCAUCAUUGGGAUAUUGUGUGGGUUCCUCGGUGCCUUCUUUGUGUAUCUGAAUCGGCAGGUGGUUGUCUUCAUGCGAAGACAAACGGUGUUAACACGCUUCCUGACAAGAUAUCGGCUCAUCUACCCAGGGGUUGUGACCUUUGUCAUUGCAACCUUGACCUUUCCCCCUGGGUUCGGACAGUUCAUGGCUGGAGAGCUGAUGCCUCGUGAGUCGAUAAACUCCCUCUUCGAUAACCACACCUGGACGAAGCAUGAUGGCUCCACACACGUCCUGGGGCGAUCAGCAGUCUGGAUGCACCCCAAAAUCAGCGUCUUUGUCAUCCUGCUGCUUUUCUUUGUCAUGAAGUUUUGGAUGUCAGCCAUUUCCACCACCAUGCCUGUCCCUUGUGGAGCAUUUAUGCCUGUCUUCAUACUGGGAGCUGCGUUCGGUCGUCUUGUUGGUGAGAUCAUGGCCACUCUCUUUCCGAACGGGAUUCUCUUCGAUGGGAUUGUAUACCGGAUUCUCCCUGGGGGUUAUGCGGUCAUUGGCGCUGCUGCUCUGGCGGGUGCAGUCACACACACAGUGUCCACAGCAGUGAUCUGCUUCGAGCUGACAGGGCAGAUCUCUCACAUCCUGCCCAUGAUGGUGGCUGUGAUCCUGGCUAACAUGGUGGCUCAGGGGCUGCAGCCCUCUCUCUACGACUCCAUCAUCCAGGUGAAGAAACUGCCCUACCUGCCUGAGCUGGGCUGGGGACACUUCAGUAAAUUUAACAUCUUCGUGGAGGACAUCAUGGUGCGGGAUGUGAAGUUCAUCUCUGCUCUGUCUCCCUAUGGAGAGCUGCAGACCUUGCUGGACAGCUGCAGCCUCAAAACCAUCCCUCUGGUCGAGGCCAAAGACACUAUGAUCUUGCUAGGGUCAGUGGAACGUUCAGAGCUGGAGGCUCUGAUUGACUAUCACCUGUCUCCUGAGCGACGGCUGCGAUGUCAUCACGAGGGGCGGCAGCAGAUGGAGGCCAUGCCCUACAAUGGGCAGAGGUCACCCCCCCGGGGUCAGGGGGGGUCAGGGGCCACUUGGGAGUCAUUCACCUUCGUGGACGAAGAAGUGGGGGAAGAGGGGGCGGGAGAGAAGCCUAACGGGCCCCUCUCCCCUCCCAAGCAGCAAGAACCGGACAAUGAGACGCUGCCGGAGAAAGGUCAUCUCCAGGCAGUGAGACAGACACUCCAGGGUUUAUUCUGCCACUCCCCAGAAACACAACCAGAGGAACCAGCACAGGAGGUCAAAGAGCAUGUGGUACCUAGUUCUUUAACUGAAGAUGAGUCAGUGAGGGCACUAGUAAACAAAUGUUUUUUUCCUUUAAUCUUCCAGCAGGAGGCACCCCUGUCUGCAGACAGCAUGAGCCCUGAAGAGGUAAAAGCCUGGGAGGAGAGAGAACUGGAGAAGCCAAUCUGCUUUCAGAGUUGCCGGAUAGACCACUCCCCCUUCCAACUAGUGGAGAAAACAUCUCUUCACAAGACACACACUCUGUUCUGUCUACUGGGACUGAGUCACGCCUACGUCACCAGUAUCGGCAAACUGGUGGGAGUGGUGGCGCUUAAGGAGAUCCAGAAAGCUAUUGAAGGAUCCACGCGCUCGGGGGUGAGACUGCGCCCCCCUUUGGCCAGUUUCCGGGCCAGCACCCGACAGAGACCCUCCGCCAAGACCCCGCCCCAUCAAGAAAUGCAGAUGUGGGGGCGAUCGAUGGAGGAGAGGGGGGCAAGAGAAGGAGGAGAGCAGGGAGGAGGGGACAGUGGGGACUCAGAGGAGAGGCAGCUGCAGAAUAACCACAGCCCCCAGUCGACAGGGACAGACAGGGGGCCUGUACUGGAGGAACUGGAGCUGAGGGGAGUGGAGAGCAUCUGUGAGAUCAUCCGAGGACUGGAGCUGAGGGAGAGCGAUCAGGACAAUGAGGACGAUGCCCUGUGAACCCAGCCCCCUGCCUGCGGCACACUUCAGCAAGGCUGGUUAUUGACUCGCACCCUUUGUAUGGGGUUUACAAUCAUAAAGAGCGGUUCCGAGAUCCUCCAGUAACACUGCCAUGUCCUUGUCUCUUAUUAGCACUAGCAAUAUUAUAACUGCACCCUUCAAAGGAGUGCUAACAAAGGCUUCUUUAAAAUCCAUUCUCUUACCUCUGAUUAGCUUUAUUAACAUUAACUCUGCCCCCUUUUAAAGGAGCGCUAACCAUCUUUAAAAUCCAUUCUCUUGCCUCUUGUUAGCCCUAGCAACAUUAUCACUGCCCAUUUUCUUAUCCGUUUUCUUACCUUUUGUUAAAUCUAGCAACAUUACCCUUAUAAAAGUUUACCAUAGUAAAAGCAUAGCAAAGUCUAAUGAACAUAAGAACAUAAGAAAGUUUACAAACGAGAGGAGGCCAUUCAGCCCAUCUUGCUCGUUUGGUUGUUAGUAGCUUAUUGAUCCCAGAAUCUCAUCAAGCAGCUUCUUGAAGGAUCCCAGGGUGUCAGCUUCAACAACAUUACUGGGGAGUUGGUUCCCCUGGGUCGACACUGUCUAUAUCUUUUAGAAUUUUGAAUGCUUGAAUCAGAUCACCGCGUAGUCUUCUUUGUUCAAGACUGAAUAGAUUCAAUUCUUUUAGCCUGUCUGCAUACGACAUGCCUUUUAAACCUGGGAUAAUUCUGGUUGCUUUUCUUUGCACUGUAAUGAAGGAUAGAGAAAGCGUGGUAAAGCAUAGGUAAGCAUUUUAAAGCCCAGAGAGGUAUGGUAAGGCAUAUUAAAAUGCACAGCAAGGGAAAAGCACAGGAAAAUUGUAAGAUUAUAUUAGGAAAUUUCUAGGUAACACUUUAUUUUGAGUGUCAUAAAUAAGUAUUUCAUUAAUAUGCAAUUAAAAGUUUAGUUAAACUGUCAAUAGAUAUGCCAAACGUGUGUAUCUAUCACUAGUUUAAGCUUGUAUGUACAGUAUAUUGAGUAUGUUUUUUGAGACUUAGUAGUUUCUUGCUCCGUAAAAUAAAGACUGGUAUGUAGCAUCACUGAUAUUGUAUGAGCUAUCCACACUACCUAAAUAAUUACAUUUAAAUCACUUAAUUGCCAUUCACAAUCACCUAUUGAAAAUGUGAUGAUCAUGUAAAAUAAGUAUUAGAAGCUUUACAUACCAGUCUUUGUAUGUCUUUUUUUUACUGGAGCAGGAAACUACCAAGCAUCAAAACACAUACUCAUACAUAUGAAAUAUGAGCUAAAAUGGCAGUCUAAUGAUAGUUACAGACACAUGCAUGGCAUAUCUAUUCUGUUUGUUAACAUGUAACCAAAUUUCAGCAAAUACUAGCCACUAGCAUUAACAGAUAUAGGCAAUUGAUCAAGUUACCUUUCCCCUGGAGAAAGCCUCAGAUGCUACAUUGAUAGUCCCGAUGAUCUGGAGGUAUUGGGAGCUUCUCGUCUGUGUCGCCUCUAUGCUUGGUAUUUAUACUCUCGUUGUCUCAGAGUCUAUGUGACUACUGUUUGUUCCUGUUAUCUUACUAGUUAUAGUUGCCAACAGUAGAAUGAGUUAUUCAGCUGUUACUCCACUCAGGUGCAACCAACCACAAACUAUUCUUUUCUACAAGGUUACACAGUUCUCCUUUCCCAUACUUUCUAAUACAUGCCUUAUCACUCCACAGUCUAAGCCUAAGGCCAUGUGGGGGUGUUGCCUUAGCAACUCUACUAAUGCCAAUGUCACCUCAGCAAACUGUUUUUUCUGCCAUUUGCACUCUACUAAUAUACAUUUCCCUACAUCCCUAUUUUCUGCUGUUGAAGAUCUGUGAGUUCUAAGCUUCUUCAGUUUGGAACAUGCAGACAUUUCAAAGACAGCACUAUAGAUGAAAAGUUGCUGUUGCUUCCUGGUACCUGUUUCUUUAAAAUGUCUUCAUUGGAAAAGACAACAGCUGCAUCAAAGAUUGGAAAUAUUUCUGCUAAAGAUCACUCUGUCCAGUACAGGAAGGGGACAUUUCAAGUAUCUGUUGUUAUUUUUACAUUUAUGUUUUUAUUUUGUUUGAUAAUUCAUUGAUGGUGAAACUGGAAUGUGCUUAAAAGGUGGGCUUAAAAAGCUAAAUAUUUAUACAAUUUAUCAUUUACUCUUUGUAUAAUAACUCUUGAGAAAAAUAUUAAUUUUGAAUGUGACAAUGCUAUUUCUCUGCUUUAUUGCAUAUUAUGCUUAAUUGUGAAAUAUCUUGAAAUGCCUAUUUUUAGACCCUGAAAUGCCAUGAAAAACAUACAGCCCUACUAAUUACUUUCUGUGGCAUAGUUCAAACUCCCGGCAAAGAUAUAAGAAUGUAGCAGUUCAGCUGUAGUGUGACAUUUACAAUAUAUUUAAUAAAACAAGGAAAGACUCCCCACAAAAGGGGAGGGUUGGAGUGAUAAUGUUAAUUAAUCUCCUAAGGAUUAGAUUUGGGCUAGCUCUGCUUGUGUUUUUCUC